UCUCUAGAAAAAGUAGAAAAAAGGUUGGAACAGGUUAAUCAGAAACUUGAAAGUGUUUUUAUCGAAAUAUCUUUUAUCAAAGGGUACAUUUUUAAAUUUACUAAUGAAAAUAAUGAGGAAAAAAAGAAUUGA
Messenger RNA from Diversispora eburnea, 132 nucleotides. NCBI's taxonomy places the organism in Eukaryota, Fungi, Glomeromycota, Glomeromycetes, Diversisporales, Diversisporaceae. The record is from the annotation of a GenBank genome assembly.